Molecule: messenger RNA, 1127 nt
Organism: Antrostomus carolinensis (chuck-will's-widow)
Lineage: Eukaryota; Metazoa; Chordata; Aves; Caprimulgiformes; Caprimulgidae
Product: protein unc-13 homolog B
Exons: 4
Biological process (GO): synaptic transmission, glutamatergic; dense core granule priming; synaptic vesicle priming
Cellular component (GO): synaptic vesicle membrane; plasma membrane; presynaptic membrane
Molecular function (GO): calmodulin binding; diacylglycerol binding; syntaxin-1 binding
Source: RefSeq, a predicted model, not a curated record
CAAUAUUUCCAUGCUGGUGGGAAUGGUCUGAAGAAAACCUUCUUGGAGAAGAGUCCAGACUUGCAGUCACUUCGAUAUGCUCUCUCUCUCUACACUCAGACGACAGAUACUCUCAUAAAAACCUUUGUCCAGACUCAGACAGCUCAGGCCUCUGGUGUGGAUGAUCCAGUGGGUGAAGUUUCCAUACAGAUUGACCUGUAUACCCACCCAGGAACUGGUGAACACAAGGUCACAGUGAAAGUUGUGGCAGCCAAUGACCUGAAGUGGCAAACGUCCGGCAUGUUCCGUCCCUUCGUUGAAAUCACCAUGAUUGGGCCCCAUCAGAGCGACAAGAAGAGGAAGUUCACAACCAAGUCAAAGAGCAACAACUGGGCUCCCAAAUACAAUGAAACCUUUCACUUCAUACUGGGGAAUGAAGACGGCCCUGAUGCCUACGAGCUCCAAGUCUGUGUGAAGGACUACUGCUUUGCUCGGGAGGACCGAGUACUGGGGAUAGCAGUGAUGCAGCUCAGAGACAUAGCCGACAAAGGAAGCUGUGCUUGCUGGUGCCCUCUUGGGCGAAGGAUUCACAUGGAUGAGACUGGACUUACAGUUCUGAGGAUUCUCUCUCAAAGAACCAAUGAUGAAGUUGCCAGAGAAUUUGUGAAGUUGAAAUCUGAGUCUCGCUCCACGGAGGAGGGCACCUGAGCUGAGCUGUGUAAUGUUCCCUUUUCUCUUCUGCCUUGUGCCAAUAUGUGCAAGUGUUCAACAAUUCUCUUUUAUUAAUUACAAAAGGUUUUUUUCAUGUUGUCUUUGUCAGCUCCAAUAGCGCACGUGUGCUGUACAGGAAACAAAUCCAUCAAUCUGACGUGAAUUAUUUAUUUUUUAGUAGCUGGGUAAGACACCAUAGAGAAUGAGACAAUCUCUUCUUAUUUAAGAUGCAAAUUCUGCUUUGUGUAUAUAAAUUAUUUUAUAUUGGGGGCUGGGUAUGCUGGCUUUUGUUGAUAUGCAGCACUGUGAUUUUAUCCUCUGAAGUUGGCAGACGUUAAAAAGGUCCUACAUAAUCACACUAUGGUACAAACACACAACUGUGUGGAAAUUGGGAGAAGAAGAAUUAUUUAGGGUUUUGGCAAAGCACAGUUAUCUCU